CUUCUUCCAUGAUAAGCAUCUUCUUUAUCCUUGCUGGUGGAGCUAUCAUGUUGAUACGUUCUUAGUCUGGGUGUUAGUAUGAAUGAAAUCCUGUCUCUCUUUGUGUGUGUGUGUGAUUAAGUAAGGAUCAUGUAGUUCUUGUUUUCGGAAUUUCUAUUAUUAGAGUAAUGGUAAUUCUAUUACGGCAUUAAUUGAAAAUACUACCGGAAAGAACCACUCUACCUCCUAAGGUAGGGAUAAGAUCUGCGUACACUCUACCUUCCCUUGACCUAGAUUUCACUGGGUAUGUUGUUGUUGUAUUGAAGCUACUAACUGAUACAGAUUUGCAGUAUACUCAACCAGCCAACUAUGAAGAAAUUUGAUCUCCUCAAAGGUCAACUGCUAGAUUCAGGGAUAAAUAGUGCAGACACCAUAGAGGGUAUUAUUUCCUUGAUCUUUGACAAGGCUCUACUGGAACCAACAUUUUGCCCGAUGUAUGCCCAACUGUGUUCUGAUCUCAAUGAAAAGUUGCCUCCAUUUCCUUCUGAUGAACCUGGUGGCAAAGAGAUCACUUUCAAGCGUGUUCUAUUGAAUAACUGUCAGGAGGCAUUUGAAGGUGCUGACAAACUUCGAGAAGAGGCGAGGCAAAUGACAGCCCCUGAGCAGGAGGCGGAACGUAAGGACAAAGAAAGGCUGAUCAAAAUUCGCACGCUUGGCAAUAUUAAGCUUAUUGGAGAGCUUUUGAAGCAAAAGAUGGUCCCUGAAAAGAUUGUUCAUCACAUUGUUCAGGAACUAUUAGGACAAGAUCCUAAAAGUUGUCCGGAAGAAGAGAACGUUGAAGCCAUUUGUCAGUUUUUCAACACCAUUGGCAAGCAGCUUGAUGAGAACCAAAAAUCAAGGCGCAUCAAUGAUGUGUACUUUAAUCGGUUGAAGGAACUAUCAACAAACUCUCAGUUGUAUCCACAGCUAAGGUUUAUGGUUCGUGAUGUGCUUGAUUUACGUUCCAAUCACUGGGUCCCUAGGCGGGAAGAGGCGCAGGUCCAAUCUCAGACUCGUUAUUCUGAACCAGACACCCGUGAUUGGCAUAGCAGGUCAUCACAAUUUUCUGCCCCCGUGGAGGAAAGACCAUGGAACGCUCCCCGAGAAAAUAGAGAAUUUGGUGGUCGGCAAGAACAGCUUACCUCACAGUUUGCAAGAACUCAAAUAUCUCCCAACAGAGGGGGAGGACCUGCUCCUACACUAAUCAAAGCUGAGCCGCCACGGUCAGUUAGAAGAGGCAAUCUUUCUGACAAAGAUCGGGUCUUGAAGACUGUGAAGGGUAUACUCAACAAGCUGACUCCGGAAAAGUUUGAUCUCCUCAAAGGUCAAUUGAUAGAUUCAGAAAUAACAAGUGCAUACAUUCUAAAGGGUGUUAUUUCCUUGAUCUUUGACAAGGCUGUACUGGAACCAACAUUUUGCCCGAUGUAUGCCCAACUGUGUUCUGAUCUCAAUGAAAAGUUGCCUCCAUUUCCUUCUGAUGAACCUGGUAGCAAAGAGAUCACUUUCAAGCGUGUUCUAUUGGAUAACUGUCAGGAGGCAUUUGAAGGUGCUGACAAACUUCGAGAAGAGGCGAGGCAAAUGACAGCCCCUGAGCAGGAGUCGGAACGUAAGGACAAAGAAAGGCUGAUCAAAAUUCGCACGCUUGGCAAUAUUAAGCUUAUUGGAGAGCUUUUCAAGCAAAAGAUGAUCCCUGAAAAGAUUGUCCAUCACAUUGUUCAGGAACUAUUAGGACAAGAUCCUAAAAGUUGUCAGGAAGAAGAGAAUGUUGAAGCCAUUUGUCAGUUUUUCAACACCAUUGGCAAGCAGCUUGAUGAGAACCAAAAAUCAAGGCGCAUCAAUGAUGUGUACUUUAAUCGGUUGAAGGAACUAUCAACAAACCCUCAGUUGUAUCCACAGCUAAGAUUUAUGGUUCAUGAUGUGCUUGAUUUACGCUCCAAUCACUGGGUCCCUAGGCGGGAAGAGGCGCAGGUCCAAUCUCAGACUCGUUAUUCUGAACCAGACACCCGUGAUUGGCAUAGCAGGUCAUCACAAUUUUCUGCCCCCGUGGAGGAAAGAUCAUGGAACGCUCCCCGAGAAAAUAGAAAAUUUGGUGGUCGGCAAGAACAGCUUACCUCACAGUUUGCAAGGACUCAAAUAUCUCCCAACAGAGGGGGAGGACCUGCUCCUACACUAAUCAAAGCUGAGCCGCCAUGGUCAGUUAGAAGAGGCAAUCUUUCUGACAAAGAUCGGGUCUUGAAGACUGUGAAGGGUAUACUCAACAAGCUGACUCCGGAAAAGUUUGAUCUCCUCAAAGGUCAAUUGAUAGAUUCAGGAAUAACAAGUGCAUACAUUCUAAAGGGUGUUAUUUCCUUGAUCUUUGACAAGGCUGUACUGGAACCAACAUUUUGCCCGAUGUAUGCCCAACUGUGUUCUGAUCUCAAUGAAAAGUUGCCUCCAUUUCCUUCUGAUGAACCUGGUAGCAAAGAGAUCACUUUCAAGCGUGUUCUAUUGGAUAACUGUCAGGAGGCAUUUGAAGGUGCUGACAAACUUCGAGAAGAGGCGAGGCAAAUGACAGCCCCUGAGCAGGAGUCGGAACGUAAGGACAAAGAAAGGCUGAUCAAAAUUCGCACGCUUGGCAAUAUUAAGCUUAUUGGAGAGCUUUUCAAGCAAAAGAUGAUCCCUGAAAAGAUUGUUCAUCACAUUGUUCAGGAACUAUUAGGACAAGAUCCUAAAAGUUGUCCGGAAGAAGAGAACGUUGAAGCCAUUUGUCAGUUUUUCAACACCAUUGGCAAGCAGCUUGAUGAGAACCAAAAAUCAAGGCGCAUCAAUGAUGUGUACUUUAAUCGGUUGAAGGAACUAUCAACAAACCCUCAGUUGUAUCCACGGCUAAGGUUUAUGGUUCAUGAUGUGCUUGAUUUACGUUCCAAUCACUGGGUCCCUAGGCGGGAAGAGCAUUCCUCAUGCGGAUAUUGGGAAUGGGAAGACCAAGCUUUCCCGAAGAAAGCUUAUAUAUGAAAUUUAGAGGAGUUGUUGAAAUACGUCAAGAUUGAACGAGACAAUUUGAAGAUUGAAAAGGAAAAUUUGAAGAUUGAAAUGGUCAAUUUGAUGAUUGAAAGUGACAGUUUGAAGAAUGAAAGGGAUUAUUUGUUGGAAGUGGUUGCUACCGUAGAGGCUACUAAUGAGUUGGAAACAACAAAGUGAAUUCGAGAUGUAGUGUUAGUUGUUAUUUUUUGAUAAAGCUAAUAUGUAUGUGUAGUAGUUGAAGAAUCGAUGGUGGUUGUUUUCUCAUUUUAUCUUGGAGGUGUAGUGAAUGUAGUAAUUUGGAUGUAAUGUUUGUAAGGUCCUUGUUUGUAAUGUAUGGAUGUGGAACACUUUCAAUUUUAAUGCAUAUG
Messenger RNA from Lycium ferocissimum, 3389 nucleotides. RefSeq lists its product as uncharacterized. The coding region runs from base 349 to 3012 and encodes 887 amino acids. Gene Ontology annotation, cellular component: eukaryotic translation initiation factor 4F complex. The transcript is spliced from 14 exons. Lineage: Eukaryota; Viridiplantae; Streptophyta; Magnoliopsida; Solanales; Solanaceae. Gene Ontology annotation, molecular function: translation initiation factor activity; protein binding; mRNA binding. The record is from RefSeq and is a predicted model, not a curated record.